UAAAGCAGAUAAGAGGGAUAGAGAUUUAGGCAUCUCUCUGCAAUGGAGUCAACACUGAACGCGAGCACAUCGACCACAUUGGCUCUACUCACCGUCACCAAAGCCCUGAACCGGCGGCUCUGCAAGAUCUUUCCUACUCAACCCCUCGCGACUCGAUUGAUAGCUCGCCGGCUCACUUGCAACUACGCCGGCUUCCAUGGGCAGCGGCAGAGCCCUCCUCUCUCUUCAUCCACCCUGAGGAGGAGCCUCUGCCUCGUCGAUCCUCCCACACGGCGUCGUUUACACUGCGUUGCGACCAACCAAGCGUCGUUUGCUUCCGGCGGUGGAAAUGGCGGCUUUGGCGGAGAGAGUGGUGGCAGCGGCGGCGAUGGUGGUGGUGGUUCCGACGGUGGCGAUGCCAAGUCGAAUGUCGUUGCUUCUGGCUGCGAUGAGGCCUCGGCCAUCUCGACUGACGUCAUAAUGCUCGAUGUUGGAGGAAUGACAUGCGGAGGAUGUGCAGCAAGUGUGAAGCGAAUUCUAGAAAGCCAACCACAGGUGUCAUCUGCUAGUGUAAAUCUUACGACUGAGGUGGCAAUUGUCUGGCCUGUGUCUGAAGCCAAGCUUACACCAAACUGGCAACAGCAGUUGGGAGAGACACUUGCAAAGCAUUUGACUAAUUGUGGUUUCAAUUCUAACAUCCGUGAUUCAGGAAGAAACAGUUUUCUUAAAAUUUUCAAAGGGAAAAUGGAAGAUAAGCACAAACGCCUGAAAGAAAGUGGUCAUGAGCUUGCUUUCUCUUGGGCUCUUUGUGCUGUCUGCCUAGUUGGUCAUCUUUCUCAUUUCUUUGGACCUAUGGCUUCGUGGAUCCAUGCUUUUCAUUCAACAGGAUUCCAUAUGUCUUUAUCUUUAUUCACAUUGGUUGGUCCUGGGCGUCAGCUUAUCCUUGAUGGUUUGAAGAGUCUUGUUAAAGGGGCUCCAAACAUGAACACUUUAGUUGGUCUUGGCGCUUUAUCUUCAUUUGCAGUCAGUUCAUUAGCUGCCCUUAUACCAAAACUGGGUUGGAAGACUUUCUUUGAAGAACCAAUUAUGUUGAUAGCAUUCGUACUGCUGGGGAGGAAUCUUGAACAAAGAGCUAAAAUCAGAGCAAGCAGUGAUAUGACUGAGCUUCUUAGUAUUUUACCGGCAAAAGCUCGUCUUCUUGUCAAUGAUGGUGUUAAAGAGUCGGAAACAAUAGUGGAAGUUCCAUCUAACAGCCUCUGUGUAGGAGAUCAAGUUGUUGUACUACCUGGAGACCGUGUUCCAGUAGAUGGAAUUGUUAAAGCUGGCAGAAGUACCAUUGAUGAGUCAAGUUUUACUGGAGAGCCAUUGCCUGUGACCAAACUACCUGGGAGUCAAGUUCAAGCUGGAAGCAUAAAUCUCAAUGGAAGUCUUACGAUUGUAGUGCAGAGACCAGGUGGUGAGACUGCUAUGGCAGACAUUGUUCGUCUAGUAGAAGAAGCACAGAGUCAGGAGGCUCCAGUCCAGCGGCUGGCUGAUAAGGUAUCUGGGCAUUUUACAUAUGGUGUAAUGGGACUCUCUGCGGCUACAUUUUUGUUCUGGAGUUUGGUUGGUGGAAAUAUUUUACCUGGUGUUCUUCAAGGAGGAAAUUCAGUUUCUUUAGCUUUGCAACUCUCUUGCAGUGUUCUGGUUGUUGCUUGUCCGUGUGCCCUUGGGCUGGCUACACCUACAGCUGUACUGGUAGGAACUUCCUUAGGAGCUAAAAGAAGACUGCUUUUGCGUGGUGGAAAUGUUUUAGAGAAGUUUUCGAUGGUGAACACUGUAGUAUUUGAUAAAACAGGGACUCUGACAAUGGGCAAGCCAGUUGUGACAAAGAUUUUGACUCCCGAGCAUGCAGAACUUACUGACUUAGAAGAAAAGUCAAAGCACACUUGGUCAGACCUUGAGGUUCUGAAGUUUGCUGCUGGAGUAGAGUCGAAUACAAUUCAUCCUGUUGGGAAAGCUAUUGUGGAAGCCGCUCGGGCUGUUAAUUGUCAGGAUAUAAAGGUUGCAGAUGGAACAUUCAUAGAAGAACCUGGCUCAGGUGCUGUAGCAAUUGUUGAAGAUAAACAGGUUUCUGUUGGGACUUUGGAUUGGGUCCGACGGCAUGGAGUCAACAAGAAUCCAUUUGAAGAAGUUGAGGCCCAUAAAAGUCAAUCUGUUGUGUAUGUUGCCAUUGAUAGUACUCUUGCGGGUCUUAUUUAUUUUGAGGAUCGGAUAAGGGAUGAUGCCGGACAAGUUGUUAAAUCCUUAUCUAGCCAAGGGAUUAAUGUAUACAUGCUAUCUGGGGACAAAAGAGAAAAUGCAGAGUACGUUGCAUCUGUAGUUGGUAUUCCAAAAGAGAAGGUAAUAUCUGGUGUUAAACCAAGGGAAAAGAAGAAGUUCAUAACUGAGCUUCAGAAUGAUCAGAAUAUUGUUGCCAUGGUUGGUGAUGGAAUCAAUGAUGCUGCCGCCUUAGCUUCAUCACAUGUUGGGAUUGCCAUGGGUGGUGGUGUUGGAGCUGCUAGUGAGGUCUCCUCUAUUGUUCUAUUGGGCAAUAGACUUUCACAGUUGGUUGAUGCUUUGGAGUUGAGCAGGCUAACCAUGAAAACUGUGAAGCAAAAUCUUUGGUGGGCUUUCGCAUACAACAUUAUUGGACUUCCAAUUGCUGCUGGAGUAUUACUGCCUGUAACUGGGACCAUACUGACUCCGUCAAUUGCUGGAGCUCUCAUGGGCUUGAGUUCUGUAGGGGUCAUGGCAAAUUCGUUGUUCCUGAGAUACAAGUUUUCAUUAGAACAGGAACGAAGAUAUAAAAGAUCAGCAGGCACUAAAACUAACAGAGUUUCCAAUAUUAUGAUGGACAAGAGCGUGGGGGGAAAGCAUCCCAAUUCUGAUGGGAGAUGGAAAGGAGCAUGAUUUUACCAAUACAAAGUCAAACAUCUCUUUUUCUGACUAUAGAUGGAGGAACUGAUAAGUUACAAACAGAAACCAACAAAAUCACUGGAGUCUGCAGAAUAGGAUCUAGUGUCAAAUAUGCAAUCU
Molecule: messenger RNA, 3036 nt
Organism: Fragaria vesca subsp. vesca
Lineage: Eukaryota; Viridiplantae; Streptophyta; Magnoliopsida; Rosales; Rosaceae
Product: copper-transporting ATPase PAA1, chloroplastic-like
Exons: 17
Coding region: 43-2910 (955 amino acids)
Biological process (GO): copper ion homeostasis; monoatomic cation transport
Cellular component (GO): membrane
Molecular function (GO): P-type divalent copper transporter activity; copper ion binding; ATP binding
Source: RefSeq, a predicted model, not a curated record